CCCGAGAGUCACGACGUACGCCGCCGUGCUGCUGUCAGUGCUCGCCGGCCGCCUUCUUGAGAUGGGUGCCGUCCACCGUAUGCUGCUGCUGCUGCUCGCCGGCCUGGCCCUGGCUCUGGGUCAGGCUCAAGCCAAGCAGGUCCCCAUCGUCAUCUGGCACGGGAUGGGUGACAGCUGCUAUAACGACUUCAGCAUGGGCAAGUUCGCGGCCCGACUCGAAUCCCACCUCGGGGAAGACGCCUACGUGAAACUGCUGUGUUUCGGCGACAACGUACUACAGGACACCCUGAGUGGAUUCUUUCAGGACGCGAACAAGCAAGUGGAUGCCGCUUGCAGGGCCAUCGCCGAGGACGAGCGCCUGAAGGACGGCUACCACGCCGUGGGCCUGUCUCAGGGAGGCCAGUUCUUGCGCGCCGUGGCGCAGCGCUGCCCGUUCCCGCAGAUGAAGGUCCUGGUGUCGCUCGGCGGCCAGCACCAGGGCGUGUACGGCCUGCCGCACUGCAAGACCACCGGGCUCACCCAGCCGCUGUGCGGGCUGGUGCGCAGGCUCCUCUCCCAGUUCGCGUAUUUUGGGUGGGUGCAACACGGGCUGACUCAAGCUCAGUACUGGCACGACGGCCACCGCCCGGACCGCUAUCGCCGGGGAAGUACUUUCCUGUCUGACAUCAACAACGACCUGGCGGAUCCCAGCCAGCGCAACCGCACCUACGCCGACAACCUGGCCAAGCUGGAGGCGCUCGUCCUGGUGCGCUUCAACCUCGACACCAUGGUGGUGCCCGUCGAGUCGCAGUGGUUCGAGUUCUACGCGCCCGACUCGAAGGAGAUCGUGCCCCUCGAGAGCAGUGCGCUGUACCAAGAGGACUGGAUAGGGCUGAGGGCGCUGGACGAGACCGGCCGGCUGGUGCGGCUGUCCGUGGACUGCGACCACUUGCGCUUCAGCUGGCCCUGGUUCUACGAGAACGUCGUCGACAAGUACUUGAAGUCGGCCGACUGAGCACGACGCAAGGCGUGACGCAAGCGCAGAGGACGUCAACCUCGCACACCGCAAGCGACGAUGUAAGUUACCUAUUUCGGCUGAGCCGACGCGGGAUCGAAUCGACUUGAUAAACUGGAAUACACUUUAGUUGAUGUUAUUCUUGUUCGCUUUGCGACAAACGCGUUUGUGAAAUACACGCCAAAACGGUUA
Molecule: messenger RNA, 1186 nt
Organism: Frankliniella occidentalis (western flower thrips)
Lineage: Eukaryota; Metazoa; Arthropoda; Insecta; Thysanoptera; Thripidae
Product: palmitoyl-protein thioesterase 1-like
Exons: 6
Coding region: 62-994 (310 amino acids)
Biological process (GO): protein depalmitoylation; receptor-mediated endocytosis
Cellular component (GO): lysosome
Molecular function (GO): palmitoyl-(protein) hydrolase activity
Source: RefSeq, a predicted model, not a curated record